AUGACAAUCAAAGAUUGCACUUCACCAAUAAAAAACCAGCUUGAUUAGUAAAAUAUUAGUUAUACUUGUGAAGAAAGUUUUAUCACUAUUUAAGAUUAGGACUAAAUAGACGUAAGUUUAGUAUUAAACUAGUUUUAUGCUAAAGAGCCUUUGAUAAAAUUUAACUAAAUAUAACAUUUGACCUUAAGUUUAUAGUUUUAUUAAAUAGUAAUAGACGGUUAAUUUUACAGUUAAUAAGAUUUGAUUUUGGUUAGUGAUUGUUAAAAUGUUAUUGUUAUCAAUUUUACUGUUGAGCAAUAUACAAGGAAAAGUAAACACUUAAUUUUGGCAAAAUUUGUUUAAAUAGAUAAUCUAAUUAUAAAAAAUAUGAUUUUGACAGAUAGCUUGGUAUAUAUUGAUUAAAAUGGUUCUAAUACAAUAGAUAUUUUAUUUUAAUAAAUUAAUAACUUGUCUUAAGAUAAUUUUAUUAUUUGCUCUUUUAACGCAGAAAUCUUUUUGUAAGCAGUUACUUUCUAACUUAAUUAUCUAAACAUAAAUUCUAACUUAAACUAAGACCACACAUUUAUUUUGGGUAUUAAUGCUGUAAAUGGAAGUGUUUAAAACAUACUGUUAAAUGAUAAUCUAUAAAAUGAUGUUUAACCUAAUAUUUAAAUAGCUAGAAUAAUCCAAUUUUACCCUAUGGGCUGCUUCACAGUUAACAAAAUAUUAAUAUAAUCUCUAAAUUAUUAGGUUUAGUAGUUUACAAAGAUUUCUAUAUUAACUUAAAAUCUAUAUUAUACAAAUGGAAAUUUCGCUUUGCAGGAAAUAACUUAUGAUGGAAUUUAACAAGGCAGCAUCCCUUCUAAUACUGUUAAUUUAUAUAUUUUCUGCAAAAUGGUGUAAGUAGUAAGAAUUAUGUAGACUAAUUUUUAACUAAUCCCUUUUAACUAGUUCUUAAUGACUUUUAUGUAGGGUGGAUAGCUUAGUCUAGAAAAUAUUGCAUUAAGAAACAUUAUGAAAAGUUUAAUAUUCAUUCAAAUAAUUUAAUUCAAUGAUUUAGAGCUACGUUAUUUCUCAAUUGACUAUCAAAGCUUAUAAUUUAUCUAUUAAAGUUUGUUUAUACUCGAUUCUGUCUACAACCUUUAUCUAUAUGAAUUGUAAAUUCCAAUAGAUCCUUCAUAAGAAAACGAGACAUUUUUUAGUAGAAAUGGUCCACCCUUAAUUAUGUAUAAUCCUGGAAGUUAAAAUGAAUAGGAAUAUUUUUUUAAUAUGUUUAAUUCAAAUAUCAAUUUAAAAAAUUUAGAUAUAUACUUUGCUAAUUUUUAAAAUAUUAUUAUUUCAUCCUUUAAUUUUAAAUAAACCACCAUUUCUAACAUAUAUUCACCACCAGGCUAAAAUGGAGGCUGUCUGAACUUUUCUAAUGCUUCUACUUACUUAUAUUUAAGUUAAACAAUUAUUGAAUACUGUGGAACUUCAUAAUUAGGUGGUGGCAUUUAUGGUGGAUAGAUAUGGGAUGCUUAAGAUACUGUAAUUAGAAAUUGUUUUAGUAAAAUUUCUGGUGGAGGUGUUGUUUUAAGCAAAAAUUAAGAUAUUAGCAUUUUAAAAAAUAUUAUUAAAUUCCAAAACAAUAAAGCUGUAUACUCAAAUGAUGAUUAUCUACUUGGCUUCAGCAGUAUUCAGAUUGAUAAUCUUAAUUAUCCAUAAUAUGGAAGCUUUAGAAUUCCAAUAAACUAUUUAUCUAUUUUUUAAACAAAUAUUACCUAACUCUAGCCAUAUGUUAUUCCAAAAUUAGAUUAGCCUUAUUUGGUGUACUACUAAAAUCCAAAUAAUAUAGCUCCAAUCUCACAAUUUAAAUUAACACUAGUAGAUGAUUACAUUAUAAAUGCUUAAUUUAUGCCAUUUAAAGAAGCAUGUGGAUAAGGCAUGCAAAUGGUACUAAUAUAAGAUUCAUAUAUAAUGUAUAUAUAAUAAAGAGAUAUAAUGACUAUUAAUGAGGAUUAGUGUUAACAAUGUAAUAUGAAAGUAUUUAAUUAAUGCUAUGCUAAUUAUUCUAGUGUAAAAAAUGGCUAUUGGAGAUCUAAUUAUACAGUAAACUAGGACCAAAUUUAUAAAUGCAAGAUUUCUUCUUAAAGUUGUGAAGGAGGAAGUCUCUUCGGAGACCAUCUAUGUGCAUAAGGAUCUGUAGGUGUAGAGUGCAUGGAUUGUGAUUUAAGAGGCUCUUUUUGGGGUGAAAGUUAUGGUUCUUAUGGAAUAUUUUAAUGCAAAAAAUGUGGAAGUCUAGUGCUUGCUCUAAUACAAAAAAAUUCUAGCUUCUAAAGAAUAUAAGCAUAAUGA
Messenger RNA from Tetrahymena thermophila SB210, 2313 nucleotides. RefSeq lists its product as hypothetical. NCBI's taxonomy places the organism in Eukaryota, Ciliophora, Oligohymenophorea, Hymenostomatida, Tetrahymenidae. The record is from RefSeq and is a predicted model, not a curated record. The transcript is spliced from 5 exons.